AUGCAUCAUUCUUCACGAAUCCUAAGCAACACAUUAUGCAAGAAAAACUCAAACUUGCUGUUAUCUUUCACUGGCUAUUCUUACAAUGACUGUCAUCUUGCUCCAUUAUUUUGCCGCUCGAUCUUCUCCACGACGCACCUAGAUAACUCAUGGGUGAACAAGAUCAAAGGGGUCUUCACCGGCAAUAAGACCUCUUCAGAUGAAACCAAGCCAGGCUCUGGCCCUGAAUCAUUUACCCUGCUUCGAUUUGCGGAUGAGAUGAAGAAUGCUAGAAGAAUUGGGGCAUUCAAGCAAUAUAUUGUGGGGAGAAGCAGUGAAGCUACUUUUGCCGAUGCUUUUGAGAAACAGGAAGCCAUAAUCCGAUAUCUUGGAGGAUUUGAUUCCACUGGAGAGAAUCUCAAUGUCACUCAAAAACAAGAAGCAGCAAAGCAUUGUAAUUGCACGAUUGCUGAUGUUGAGAAUGCACUUGCAAAGUUCACAUGGGCUAGAGAAGCACAAAAGAAGAUGGAAAACUUACAGAAAGAAGGGAAACCAAUGCCAAAGAACAUUAACGAGGUGCAAAAAUUGAUGGGUUCAACGCCAUUUGACCUUGCCAAGUCUAAUUUGGCUAAGAGUGGGCAAAUAAGUAGGAAUGCGCUCUGUCCAUGUGGUUCCAAGAAGAGAUACAAACGGUGCUGUGGAAAGGAUUGA
Molecule: messenger RNA, 690 nt
Organism: Prunus armeniaca (apricot)
Lineage: Eukaryota; Viridiplantae; Streptophyta; Magnoliopsida; Rosales; Rosaceae
Source: the annotation of a GenBank genome assembly